AUGAAACAAUGUGAGUCACGAUUGAUAUUCUUGAAUUUACCUUCAUCACUCUCACCAGAAACGUUUCGUAAAACACUCUCAACACCUAAAUCAACGUCAUCAUGUACGAUAACAGAUUUGAAAUUGGUACAAAAGAGGAGGUUUGCUUUUGUAGGAUAUAAAGAUCAAGUCGAAGCUCAAUUAGUCAAAGAUUGGUUUGAUGGUACUUUUCAAUUCGGUGGUGGAAAAGUCAAAGUUGAUUUUGUGAGAGAUGAGCCUUUGGCUGUUGCGCCGUCAAAAUCAAAGUCGAAAUCGUCCUUGGUGUCAAAAAGCAAUGAUAUACCACUACCCGAUGUUCAACCUGCAGCCGGACCUUCAAAGAGAUUACAAGAGUUCAUGGAUGUAAUGAAAGGUGGAGAUAAAGCCACUCCUACCUCUACAUCCAAACCAGACGCUGUACCAGGAGAUGAAGGCUGGAUAGCCGAUGGAUUAAAUACCAAAAAGGAGAAAAGCAAGAAAGGGAAAGAGAAAUCAUCAGAACCUGAGCUCAACCCAGAUGCGAAUGUCGAUGGGGAGGAUGAUGAUGCUGCUUGGUUAAGAAGGAGACAAACUGCCUUACAGAAUGACGGGGAACCUUCCAACAUGAGUCCUGAUGAAUCCCUCAUUUUAUCAACAGGGAGGUUGUUCAUCCGAAAUUUAGCAUUCAUAGUCACUUCUUCGGAACUAUCAGAUCAUUUUUCGAAAUAUGGUAGAGUGGACGAAGUCCAUUUACCGAUAUCUUCAACAACGGGUGAACCAUUAGGAACUGCUUUCUUACAAUAUCAUAAUCCAGACGAAGCAUUGACGGCCUAUCAAGCACUGGACAAAACUACAUUCCAAGGUAGAUUAUUACAUGUCUUACCUGGAAGAUCUAAACCCGGUCAAACGACAAACGUCGCUGGAGUAGUGGAUGGAAAGGUAUUGGGAAAAGCUACUGAAGGCAAAGGAGAAGUGAAAAAGGGUGUAGAGGAAAGACGUAAAGAAGAAGGUAGAAAGGGUGUGAAUUGGGCCACACUUUAUAUGAAUAGCGACGCUGUUGCAGCUUCAGUGUCCAACCGAAUGGGAAUAAGCAAAUCUGAAUUACUGAAUAGCGAAUCCGGAAACGCAGCGGUCAAACUUGCACUUGCUGAAACUACUGUGAUUGAAGAAACGAAAAAGUAUUUCGAAGAAGCUGGAAUUGUGUUAGACUCGUUACAACCAAAAGUGCCAAGAUCUCAAACCAUCAUACUAGUGAAGAAUAUACCAUUUGGGACUACAAUACAAUCGUUGACUGAUUUGUUUGCUCCUCAUGGUAAACUCACUAGAGUCUUAUUGCCGCCUUCAGGAACAUUAGGAGUGAUAGAAUAUGAAACUCCGAUGGACGCGGGUAGAGCAUUCAAAGCGUUAGCUUAUCGUAGACUUGGUAAUUCGGUUUUGUACUUGGAAAAAGGACCGAUAGGAAUGUUCAAAGAAGAAUCAAAGGUACAACCUAUAUCAACAGCAGAAAAAGAAUUAGAAGAAUCAAAAGCCCUACUUGAAAAAGUAUCUGAUAUAAAAGAAGUUCCUUCAGCGGAUGAUGAAUCGGGAUCAACGUUAUUCUUGAAAAACUUGAAUUUCACAACUACGACCUCAAGAUUGAAUGGUGUCUUAUCUUCGUUACCCGGAUUCUCAUUCGCGAGAGUACAAACUAAACAAGAUCCAAAACGUGCAGGUGAGACACUAUCAAUGGGAUAUGGAUUUGUGGGAUUUAAAACUAGAGAUCAAGCUUCAAAAGCUUUAGCUGGAUUAGAAGGUUUAGAGAUUGAUGGCAAAGUAUUACAAGUCAAAUUCGCUCAAAGAGGUUUGGAAGAAGAUCAGAAAGAAAAUAGUAGAGAAAAGGGUAAAGACAGAGAUGCAAUGGAAGGUAAAACAAAAGGAACUAAAGUAUUGGUCAAGAAUUUACCAUUCGAAGUUUCAAAGAAGGAAGUAAGGGAGUUGUUCAGUGCGUACGGUCAACUUAAAUCUCUUCGAUUACCAAAGAAAUCAGUUCCAUCGUCGACGGGAGCAGCUUCCACGCGUGGAUUCGCUUUCUUGGAAUUCACGACUCAUACAGAAGCUUCAAGAGCUAUGGAAGCUUUGAAACACACCCAUCUGUUAGGCAGACAUUUAGUACUUGAAUGGGCUAAAGAGAGUGAUUCGGUUGAUAUAGAAGGUUUAAGAGAAAAAGUAGGAAGAGAUGUUAGAUUUUUGAACGAAGGUGAAAACGGACGAGGUGGUAAGAAGAGGAAAUUGGACUUCAAAGGGAAUGCAGCAGCAGCUGAAGAUCUCGAUGGACUGGAUGAGGAAAUGUAA
Molecule: messenger RNA, 2328 nt
Organism: Kwoniella shivajii
Lineage: Eukaryota; Fungi; Basidiomycota; Tremellomycetes; Tremellales; Cryptococcaceae
Exons: 6
Coding region: 1-2328 (775 amino acids)
Molecular function (GO): mRNA binding
Source: RefSeq, a predicted model, not a curated record